AUGCAGUCUAAAUCCAAGAAAUAUGAAGAAGAGACACCAUCUCUGCACUGGGGGAUGGAUCCUGUAUUUUCUGCCUUUGCAAGACUUUAUAUUAAAGAUAUAAAAGAAAUGAGAGAAUCUAAACAGGUGCCAGGUAUAUUCUUUUAUAAUGGACAUCCAAUAAGGCAGGUGGAUGUCGUUGGGAUAGUGGUUCUAACGAAGGAGAGAGAUGCCUUUUAUAAUUAUGGAGUGGAUGAUAGUACUGGAGUUAUAAAUUGCAUCUGUUGGAAAAAUCCCAUGAUAGCAGAAAUGCCUUUUUCAGGUCAUCCAAGCAUGCUCAGCAAUCUUACUGUGCUUGAACAGAUGAAGAAACUCCAAGAAGCAGUGAGCCAGAAAACCAAGCUGGAGAUCGGGGAUGUCAUCAGGGUCAGAGGUCACAUCCGAACCUAUAGGCAACAAAGAGAAAUUCAUGCUUCAUGUUUUUAUAAAGUGGAUGAUCCUGUGUAUGAUGUUCAGAUUUCAAGAAUGCUGGAGCUCCCCUGUCUCUAUAGAGAAGUUUAUGAUAAACCUUUCCAAUGCCCUGAGGAAGGACAGAGGUAAAUGCAUGGCCAGAAUAUUUCAAUCCAUACGCUGCAUGAGAAAAUGCAAGGCUUCCUACUAGAAAACCGAAUUCAGACCUUUUACCAGCAGGAGCUGGAAACAAUUGAUACCCUGGUGUCACUGGCUGGAGAAACUUUAACAUCAUCAGGGUGUGUUGUGAAGUCAAAAAGUAACUCCAGUUCCAAAAGGAUUCACAGUGCUUUUAAGGAAGCAAUAAAGAUGCUACAAGACAAAGGAGUGGUUUUCCAGAAACCUAGUAGCUCCAAGGACUUGUACUACGUGACUGACCAUGAUAAGGAGCUGCUUAAGGUGACCCUUGAUGUGAUUAAAGAAGACUGUCGAAAGCCCAGGCAUGCUGAAAAAGGAUGCCAUUUCCUCCAUGUCCUGAGCUGUGUUCAGCAGAGCUACAACCCCUCUCUGGCUGAAGUGGUGGUGCACCGUGUCUUGGAACUGCUGGAGAGUAACAGUGAUAUUGUCAGCACUAUGGAAGGAUAUUAUAUGGCAUUUUAA
Messenger RNA from Acanthisitta chloris (rifleman), 1089 nucleotides. It is a transcript of the gene STN1, whose product is annotated as oligonucleotide/oligosaccharide-binding fold containing 1. Lineage: Eukaryota; Metazoa; Chordata; Aves; Passeriformes; Acanthisittidae. Gene Ontology annotation, biological process: double-strand break repair via homologous recombination; nucleotide-excision repair; telomere capping. The transcript has 10 exons. Gene Ontology annotation, molecular function: single-stranded telomeric DNA binding. Gene Ontology annotation, cellular component: site of double-strand break; DNA replication factor A complex; chromosome, telomeric region. The record is from RefSeq and is a predicted model, not a curated record.